CAGACAGAAUAUGGCUGACCUGUCAGAAGACCAAUGAGGGAAAGGCCAAAUUUAGCAUAAUCGAUCUUAUUUUUUACGUCCUUUCUGACCACAUUUGACCGUCGUGGGCAGCUAUUGACCAGAGAUACUCAAGAUGAGCGGGUUGCCGGAGGGAAUAGCAAAUGGCCCAAGCAGAAGUGAACACUUAGACAAAGAUGCUCAGGUUUGGGAGAGACCCUGGACUCUUGAAGAGAUGCGGCAGAGCAGUGCCAACUGGUCCUUGGCAGCCGACUCUGGGCUUUUCCUGUUUCUCCAAGACUUCUCCCAGAGAAUGCUGUCAAAGACACACGAUAUUGAAAAGCAGUUGGACAGUCUGAUCCGUGACACCAAGGCCACAGAUAGCUGCUUGCACUCUGUCUUCAAUGACUUCCUCAUGCUUUCCAAUACACAGUUCAUAGAAAAUAGAGUGUAUGAUGAAGAGUUAGAAGAUGCUAUUCCCAAGGCUGAUGCUUUGGAUAAGCAGCCUGAGGAGAAGACUCGUGAGCAGAAAGAGGCAGAGCUAAUCCCUAAGAUGCAGGAAGCUGUAAACCACGGUCUGAGAGUGCUGGAGUCGGCCUUUGAGCAUCUGGACAUCAAAGCGGGAAACUCUGACUCAGAGGACGAAGAGGUCACAGACAGAGUGGAGGCCAUCCUGGAGCCCAAGGAUCUUUAUGUGGACAGGCCGCUUCCGUAUCUGAUUGGUUCCCAGGCCUUCAUGGAACAAGAGGACGUUGGACUCGGUGACCUCUCAAGUGAUGAAAUGUCAGUCGACAGUGACAGAGACAGCGUCAUUGAGAGUGAAGAUGGCAAAGAAGAAGUUCAUUCAGAUGACGACUUUAAUCAGGAGGAGGAUGAAGGUCACAAUAAUAUCAGGAAGAAGUCAUCCAUGUUGAGUUAUGACGAUGAUGAAGAGGAGGAGGAUGAGGAUUCUGACAUAUUUGGAGAAUCAGACAGGGAUGACGAUGAUGAGGACACAAAGAACACAGGCUCAUCGUCUUUUGCUGAUGAGCUGGCAGCCCGAAUCAAAGGCGAACCAGUCAACAAACCAGAAGGAGAUCGCGCAUCAUUGGCAUCUAAGAAGAAAAGUAAAAGCAGGAAAGAACCAAAGCCUGCAAAGCCACAGGCAGCUGAAGAGGACAGUGAUGACAUGUUUAAGCCACCGAAGAUGGAUGAUAAUGAUGACUUCUCCCCAUUUGGAGGGAAAAGUGGCCUCUUCAGUGGAGGGAGAGGCCUGUUUGACGAUGAUGAUGAGGGCGAUCUUUUCUCUGAGGCGCCAAAACCUCCUGUGUCCGAAGAGAAGAAGGUACGAAAUGAAAGCACUAAAAGCACAGCUCAAUCUGCAGAGUCUGACAAACCGGGAAAGAAGAUUCCAGCAGGGGCCGUUUCAAUAUUUCCAGAUAAUAGCCUGUUCAGUUCAGGGAAUGACUCUGAUUCAGUGGGGAGCAAGGAGAACGGGACUCCAGCCCCUAAGACCAAACAGGUUCCUUCAGGAGCUGGUGUUGGUGGAGGAGGCGGUGGGCUGUUUGAUGAUGAGGAUGAGGAUGAUGAUUUCUUCAGUGAUAAAAGCCUGAAAAAGUCUGACUCAGCUGGACAGCAGAAACCCAAGAAAGCUAUCGACCUUUUCGAUGAAGACGAUGAGGAUGGAGACAUAUUCAGUGAGAAGUACAGUGCACCGGCUCCAGCUCAGAGCAAGAAGGAGGUAGCCGAAGAGCAGGUUAAACAACCUGAGAAAAAGAUGCCGGCAGGCGCCAUCUCCAUGUUUGGACCUGGGACUCAAAGCUUGCUCAGUGAGGGCUUGAAAAAACGCCAGCCGUCUACCAGCGAGGAGUCUGAGAAAUCUGAGGAGAACGGGCCAGCUCCAGAUGCUGUGAAGACUGUUGUCAAGCAGCCUCAGAAACCCCAGACCAGAGGCCUCUUCUCUGAUGAUGAAGACACACAGGAAUCUCCAACCAUCCCUAAGAGCCACUCUAAGCCUGAACCUACAAGCCAGGGCAAAACCAGCAAGGCUCCUUUGUCAUUAUUUAGUGAUGAGGAAGAAGAGGAUCUGUUUGCAUCUGCAGCUAAAUCUACAGCAAAACCUAAUACAGCUAAAGCCUCCAAACCGCAGCCCAGUAAGACUGUGUCCAGCUCGCUCUUCAGUGAUGAUGAGGAUCAGUGGUUGAGUUCUAAUAGCAGUGUGGGGAAGCCAGAGGUCAAGACCCCAGGGAUGAAGCCCAGUGCCAGUGCUCCCUCCAGUCUCCCCAGUGCCAAAAUAUCUAACAAAAGCAGCCUCUUUGAUAACGAUGACGGGGAUGAUGAUGACCUGUUUGCUCCAACAACAACGUCAAGGUAUUUACAAUUUAAGUUUUUUUUUUUUUUUUUUUAAAAAACCAUGCCAAAACCUGUCUGUGCACUGUCGCAAUUGUGUUGCACCAUAAUGCACUGUUUACACGCCUCAGUAACUCAUCAGUAGAUCAGCUUCAACUAGUACAGAAUGCUGCAGCUCAUAUUUUAACUGGGACAAAAUCAUAGGUUACAAAUCA
Messenger RNA from Epinephelus lanceolatus (giant grouper), 2540 nucleotides. The record is from RefSeq and is a predicted model, not a curated record. Lineage: Eukaryota; Metazoa; Chordata; Actinopteri; Perciformes; Serranidae.